Molecule: messenger RNA, 504 nt
Organism: Protopolystoma xenopodis
Lineage: Eukaryota; Metazoa; Platyhelminthes; Monogenea; Polystomatidea; Polystomatidae
Source: the annotation of a GenBank genome assembly
AUGACAUUUUCCGGUUUCAAUAUCACGCAACUGGCAAGACACGAGGAAAACUGCAACUUGGUGCAUACCGAGAAGCGUUGGUACAGCUCCCUUAUGGACGCAAAUCUGUUGCGAGCCGAGAUCUGCGACGAGAGUCCUGAGUCCGGAGUCGACUACCAGACACAGCCCAGUGCUCAACUUGACUUCUCGCCUCCGCCACAGUUGCAUUACGACCAAGAGCUUGUGGUGGCAACCUGUCGCGUCUGUCAGGCUCCUGUCAGCAUGCCAGUGGCCAUGUGUUUUAUGAAUCUGGACUCUUAUCAGACGGUGCUGGCGGGUCAGCUGGUCUGCAGGCCACUUUCGCAAGACGUCAAUGCAGUUGGCAACGGUGAAGCCGAAGGUACCAGUGGCUGUAGGUACCAAAAGGAAAGCAUUGAGCUGAACUAUUCUCAGCAUAAUGACCAGAUGCUUGUCUGCUUCGCAAUCGCCGAGCAUAUAUCGAAUCAGCGGUUCAAGGUAAGUUGA